CUACUUCUAAGGUUUGGGACAGGCAAGGCCUCUUUAGUAGUGAAAGAAUUGAGAAUUAAGUUCGGUUCCAAUCUGCACAAUCAAUCUCUAGAAAAUCUUUACAUCUUGAAUUUCUACAUCCAUAAGCUUCAGUCAACAGCAGAUAUGGCGACGACAACGGAAGAGUGCGAGCAGGUUGCGACCUGCGAAGACGUUCAGACACAGGGAUCUCGAGUAACGGAAGCCCGUGAAGUUCCCCGAAGCGAAGGAGAGAGAGUAGAGGACAGAUCAGUCCCAGUUGACACCAGCAACGACGGCUGCGCUUCUCAAGAAGCUCCAAUGACUACCGUGGUCGAUGUCGCAGCAUCCAUCGCGAACAGAAAACACUCACGGUCUCCAACCCGAGCUGUAGGCUUUACGCGUGUUGCCCCGACCAACAAUCAUGAUUCCCCUGAUACGCUUCCACUUGCUUAUGUUGGUGUAAGAGAAUGGGGCGGCAGCUGGGGGAGCGGGACGAUAUACGAUGAUGAAGAUUUGCUCCCCAACGAGACAGCAAGGCAGACUAGGUCGUCACUCGUUGGCGAAGGGGUGCCUUUGGAAGGGAGUACGCAUCGCUCCACAUCUGCAAGAUUGAAGGAACCGCCUCUGCAUGAGUCUCUUGCUGGCUGUCACUCACCUCCCCUCCCGUGCGCGGAUGAAGGUCGCAACCAACGCGAGCCUCAUGAGGAUGCUGCCGAAUCGGUCUCAGGGGCCGGUGUCCAGUUCUGCCCAUUCCAACUAGGCUAUGAGCACAAGUUCUACAAGUGCGAAUCGAAAACCAUGAUCGAAUUAGCUAAGGUCCAAGAUUCCCAAGCUGUGUGCAACCCCCCACAAGCAGUGGUCAACCCUGGGGACUCGGUCGUCGAGACAGCAGGCCCAACGCUGCCCAGGACUUCAGAAGUUUGGAAGAAGUACCUUGAGUGGAAUGUUGUGGCACGCCCGUACCGAUGGGCCACAUUGAUCUGGCGGGGGCUUCGAAACUUCCUUGCUCGAUUGUCGCCGACGAGGUGAGUUUGUCCACCUAGCUGCUAGAAUAAGGGCGACUAACGGCAUAAAAGCGCCCACACCUCACCCGUCUGACCCGCGGAAGACAAACUUGCAGCAAAUAGGUAUCGCGUUGCUAAAAUCACAUCUUCUGCAGUUGGUAUGUCAG
This is a messenger RNA of Emericellopsis atlantica, 1171 nucleotides long. RefSeq lists its product as uncharacterized. The record is from RefSeq and is a predicted model, not a curated record. The coding region runs from base 145 to 1029 and encodes 294 amino acids. The transcript has a single exon. NCBI's taxonomy places the organism in Eukaryota, Fungi, Ascomycota, Sordariomycetes, Hypocreales, Bionectriaceae.